AUAUUUUAUUGUUUAGGUUUAGGUUCCACCCCGCCCACCACAGCUGUAGGACACGUGACGGACGGCAUGUCCAGGGCGGGUUAUCUAACGCACCCUCCCAUAGAUAUCUAUGCACCCUCCUCUCAGAGCAAAGGAAACGGGAUGCAUGUAGCUCCGGUUAACGGUACGACGGGUUUAAAACAGCUAAAUGCACCCCGCAACGAUGGCACAUAAUAACGUUAGACAACGGAUGUCAGUGUCAGCCGAAGCCAACUGCAACCGGUGUCGUCGCGCGGCGGGAACCCCGGCUCCGUGUCGGUUUGUUGUGUAGUUUAGCUACCGCAGCUAGCUAGUUAGCGGUCUGCUUCUUUUUCACGGUUUACCGGUAGUUAGCCGCGGGAGGAGACAGCUAACCGCCGCCCGGUCAAAGUUACGCUAAAUCGGCACCGGGACUGGCUAACAUGAUGCACGGAAGAGCGCUGCUGUGGGAGAACCGGGGCCGGUAGAGCUGCAGGAUGCGCUAGCGGAUGUAGUUAUUUAGCAUCAGGCCUGAGCACCAGCACACUUCCACCCUCUCCUGUGUCCUUGCUUCCUUCCCUACCGUGCUCCCUCGCUGACCCAGGAGUACAGACCCUCUCUACUUCCAUGAUCACAAUGGAGUCAGCCCUGAAUCCGCUGCCACAGUUCACAGAAAACUCCUAUAAAAUGACUGAGGAGGAUGUGAAGAGGCUGAUUGAGUUCAGGGCGUCCAACGAGGCUCUGUUCACAGGGAAAAGAAACUCUGCCAAGAUAGCGUGGAGCACCAUCUUAAAGGGCCUGGGUCUGGAGGGGAAGCUGACAGCUGACCAGAUUGCCAAAAAAUGGGACAACCUGCGGACAAAAUACAAGGACCUGAAGCAGCCCUACCAGGGUCAGGACAGUAUCGGGGGUGUCGUAGAGUCGUGGCCCUGGUUCCACAUCAUGGAUGAAGCCAUGCACGGUCGCCUCUACAACAGCAACCUGGUGCUAAGUCCAGAGACUGCUGGCAACGCAGGUCACCGCUGCAACAACCAAUCCAACCAGACGCAGGAGAACACAGAUAUCUUAGAGUUCCUCAUCAAGACGGAGAUGGAGGACACGGUGGCGCAGGAAGCUGCAGAGGAUGAUGGGAGGGUUCACACAGAGGCUCCUCCUGCUGAGGGAGUACCUAUGGGCUGGAGGAGGAUGACAGAGUGCUCCUAUAAAAUGACCGAACCAGAAACGGAGAGAAUGAUCAAACUUCGAGCUGCGAAUGAGGCUCUCUUCACUGGCAGGAAACAUUCAGCCAAACCAGCCUGGAGAGCCAUUCUGUACGAGCUGGGUCUUCAGGGGAAGCUGACCACAGAUCAGCUGGCAAAAAAGUGGGACAACCUGAAGAGGAGAUACAAGGAGCUGAAGUUUCCAGCUCGAGGUGUGGAGACAAACCCGAGUUCCUGGCCCUGGUUCUACCGAAUGAACGAUGCCAUGGAGGGACGUUUCGCCGGGUCCGCACCAAUCCUCACACCUAUCGUGGAAGAUGAAGACGAGGACUGUGAGCCGCUGUCGCCAACGCCUAAGAAACGGGCCCGCCGCAGCCGAGGCGGGAUGGCCGAGUUCUUGACAGAGUCGGAGAUGGACCUGCUGGUUGAUAAUGAAGACAAGAACGGAUCUGCAGCUCUCGGAGAGCUGCAGCGGAUGGCAGAGUUCACUUAUAAAUUAACGGAAGAAGACACCAGGCGACUAAUUGAGUUACGAGCUGCUAACGAGUCUUUGUUUACGGGGAGGAGGAACACUGCUAAACCGGCCUGGAGGGGCAUAGUGAAAGAGAUGGGUCUGACGGGGAAGAUAACACCUGACCAGGUCGCCAAGAAGUGGGACAACCUGAAGACCAAGUUCAAGGACCUGAAGUUUCCUCCUCGGGGGAUGGAGGGCCAGACGAACCCGGCCUCCUGGCCCUGGUUCCAGCUGAUGUGUGACGCUCUGGAGGGACGGCUUGUGGGUAAAGCACCCAGAGUGACGCCCGUCUGGAGCAGCGACGAGGACGCCGUCUUCGGCUCGUCUCCGCCUCCAGACAGAGACUGUUUGAUGGCGGAGAGGAGCAGCGUGUCGGAGCUGGAGAGCAUGGUGGGGGGAGACGCCACCGAGACGGACGGGAACGUGACCUACAUCGACGCCAGUGGAGAGGAGUGUUCGACGCCUUCAGACCUCUCUUAUAAAAUGACAGACCAGGACACAAGGAGGAUGAUUAAACUUCGAGCUGCUAACGAGUCAUUGUUCACCGGGAGGAGAAAUGCUGCCAAAGCUGCCUGGAAGGCCAUCCUGAAGGAGCUCGGGCUGCAGGGGAAAGUCUCAACCUACCAGAUGGCGAAGAAAUGGGACAAUCUGAAGAGGAGAUACAAGGAUUUGAAGUACCCUCCUGUCGGGAUGGAGAGUGUAGCAGACAGCACCUCCUCUUGGCCUUGGUUCCACCUGAUGAACGAAGCCAUGGAGGGCCGCCUGGCGAGCAGCGCUCCCCUCCUCACCCCCGUCACCCAGGAGGACGAUCAGCACCCCGACCCCGCCCCCAGACACAGGUCCCGGCCAGCCCCUCCCCCUCCGACCUCCUCCUCCUCGGACUACGGACAAGAGGCGUUCAGCGACGGCGGCGAGCAGAACCAGCGCGGCUCGGAGGCUUGCGACGGCCCGCUGGGAGGACUGGAGAGGGAGUGGGAGAUGGUGGAGAGGGAGAGGGCGGCACUGGAGCGAGAGAGGGAGAUGGUGGAGAGAGACAGAGCGGCUGUGGAGAGAGAGAGGGCGGCGGUGCAGGCGGAGAGGCUGUGGCUGGAGAGGGAGAGGGCGGCCGUGGAGCGAGACAGAGCCAUGGUGGAGCAGGAGAGGGAGACGCUGGGACGAGAAAGGGAGGUGUUGGACCAGAGGGCCUUGAUGCUGAACUCUGUGGGACAUUCUGGGCACCUUAACGCCCUCAUGUAGACCAACGUGUCUGGGGACGUAGACCGUCCCUGUAGAGACAUCCAGGCCUGUGGUGGCGGUCUGAAGAAUUGAACCUCACUGGCAGACGGCAGAGGCAAUUUAAACCUGGUACCCCAUGUUGGUCUUUCACACAGAGCUGGUCCUGGAGAAGUCCCCACCUAGGGACGUAGACCAUUUUAACAGGAGGGCUGCACAAGUAAUUAGCAUUGCCAAUUAUGAUCUUUCUUUCACCAGUUGUAUCAGGUUUGAUUUCACUUUUCGAGGCAGAUGCUGACAAGAUAUUUGAAUCUCUUUUACCAUGAGCAAUCUUGGUACAGAUCCCUUAGUCUUUAAUUUGUUGUUUUUUUAUAACUGUGACCAAGAUGCAUACUGAGUGCAACAUUUUUAACUCUGAAAGAUAAACCUGGAUUUUCUUGAAUAUAAUAUUGAAACCUCUAUUGAUUUCAUGGGAUCUUACAUAAUCCUAUAGCUCUACUCCAAAUAAUAAUGCUUUUAUUUAUGAUUUAGGUUAUGUUCACACUGCAGGCCUUUAUCAGACUCCAUUGUGAACUGAUCACGGCCCUGAAUUGACCCGAAUAGGCAAGGGAACAACAAGUAUGCUGUGUUUCCUGUAAGAGGCGGGGUGUGUGUACGUGUCUGUGGGGAGAAAGAGAGAGAGAGCGGGUGAUAUGCAGCAGGAGACGAGUGAUGUAAAAGUUUGAUGAAAUGCGACAUGACCGUUUAGACUGAGGUCGCUUGGAAAAACAGAUAUGUAUCCGAUUUAGGACCACAUAUGAAAGUGGCCUGGAUCUGAUUUGUGCUGUUCAGACAGUCACAUGAGCAAAAAAAAGAGAUUUGGGUCACACUUGCCUGCAGUCUGAACGUUUCCUUAGUCAUUAUUUAGUUACGUUUAAUUUUCUUGAAUAAGUGACUCAUGUUUAUUUAACAUUUGCUCCUACAUUUCUUGGAAAAGAGUCAUUCAGUAUUAAAAAUCAUUAAAGAAAUAAAAGCAUUAAAGAAAGGGGUCUUCAACUAAAAAAAGCAUUAUAGUCAACAAAACAACCAAUUAGCCUAAAAUUUUUAAGUUUGGCAAAAUGUUUGUGAUUAUUUUUUAUUCUGAUUCCCCUACUGCUUAUUUUUCACUGGAUUGGUCUUAAAUUUGUACUGAACAUCCAAAAUCCUAAGCAGAAUUUACAACAUUUAUUCAUGUAGCUGAAUGUUUUAAAGUAAUGCAUUCAAAUUCAAAUAUUGUUUUUUACUCAAACAAAGAAUCUUUAAUUUUCAAGAAUCAAUAUAUCUGUGAUAGCUUUCACUUUCUUGCAACCGAAUUUAGAUUUUUGUGAAGUAUUAAUACAUUUCUAUCACAAUCACGAUUUAUUUGGUCCUGCAUAAAAAAUUGUGUGGCACAGAUUUUGCCAUAGUAAGCUUAAGCUGAAAAAACUACUUGAGAUAUUUUGACUGUAUUUUCCUAAGACGUUGUAUUUAAUUAUAGGUCCCAUGAAUGUAAUAGAAGUUUUUGUCCAGGGCUUUGUCCAACAAUUU
Messenger RNA from Centropristis striata (black sea bass), 4467 nucleotides. RefSeq lists its product as uncharacterized. The coding region runs from base 625 to 2946 and encodes 773 amino acids. The transcript is spliced from 13 exons. NCBI's taxonomy places the organism in Eukaryota, Metazoa, Chordata, Actinopteri, Perciformes, Serranidae. The record is from RefSeq and is a predicted model, not a curated record.